GUCAGGAUCAGGCUGUGGCUGUCACCAACUCCAAACACACCUGCCCUUGUUCUCCAAACACGCAAAUCCUCCCCAGUUCUGACCACUCUGAAAACAACCCCUUUCCCACCAUCUCCCGUUGCAUCAAAAACAUUCUGGUCAAUCAAGGAAACAGAUAACAAAAAGCAAAAUCUCAACUAAUCUUCAUAGCUGAAGAAAGAGCUGAUUGUUUUGCCUCCCUCCAAGCCCGCCCUGCACCCUGCCCUUCCCCAGUCCUCCUCACAUCUUCCCUUUAUUGCCAGGGAAAGAAAAUCCUGGUCUUUGGGCUGUUUUGUUUAGCAAAUGAGGGACAUGCAAAGCAAUAACCUGGGGCAUUUGUCAGAAGGAGAGAGGUGCCUCUGUGUCUUCCAGACACCCUUUAGGCACUGAGAACAGCAGCCCAGAAAUACUAUGAUCAAGGGUGGAUUGAAGUGUGGGCACAUGAUGCAUCUUCCUAAUGAAGGCAGAGCCACAGGACACCUGCAGGAAGCAGAGCUAUCAUGCCAUUACACUGGAACUUAUAUUCAGGUUGUAUUAACCUCCACAGAGUGGAUUCCUAAGGAAGGAAAACCCUGAAGUUUUCACAUUAUGUUGGCAAUGGUUAGGGAAGGCCUAAAAAGAACUGACAGAAAGGACAGGGAAGAAUUAGGCUUCAUUUAGGUACAGGUUGCAUUUGGGAGGGGGAAGGGGAGAAGUAAACUAAAACUUGCUGAGUCUAGUUGCUUCCUGCCCAGACAUCAGAGAAAGCCUUCAGUGUAAAAAGUGAUAAGAGCAGAGUCCCUUGUCCUCACAGCAGGUCAUUCCCACAGGGCCACAGUGUAGGAGAUGGGGACACACAAGCAGGUUAGUUCCAGCCCAUCAGCAUGGCACACAAGGGGAAAACUGAAAGCAUUAUACUAUCUCCCAGAAAGAGCUGCACACACACAUUUGCUUGUGUAGGGAAAACAUUCCUGCUCACAAAGCAGAGAAUUUUUCCCACUUCUCCCCUGGAAUAGCACAUCCACACAGAAGAGACAACCUGGAACAGCCACACCAAACUUAUUGAAGGAUAAUAAAUCUAUCAGUUGCAUCUCAGCUGAAUGAGAGCCAAGAAAACACAUAUCCCUGCAGAGCUCUGACAAACCAUCUCACAACUAACAGUCACCACAGACACACUGAUGUUAAGGCUGCAACCCUGAACUGAGACUUGAGAUCUACCACAUGCUUCCUGCAUGACCUAGGGCAAGACAUGAGCUCUGAAUUUCUGAAGUUGUUCAGCUCACUAUGAGGCUCACAGAAAGCUUCACCCAUCUGUGAGAAGAGGAUAAUAAUUGCCCCUCUCCCCUUCAUUUCACUUGUUUAUUUCAACAGUAAGAUAGUCAGGAAUGGGCCUGCCCCUCCUUAUCUUCUACAUACAGCACCUCUACAAUGAAGCCUUGAUCUCAGUUUAGAACGCCCAAGUGCCAUAACAAGUGAUAGAAACUUAAUUCAGCAAAGCAACCUAGUUCUGUAACUGGCUUAGAAAGAAAUCCUCCAAGCACAGCAAGACCCCUACAUUAAAACCACUAAACUGCCAAUUGAGAGGAGAAACAGGGCAAGCAGAAACACUGAAGAUAAAUCAGACAUGAGCAGCAUUUUCACCAGUGAAUAACAUUCCAGAGAGACAGAACUGGAUACAGAUGCUACAAACACCUCACUUGAUAUCUUCAUUUUAACGGUGUUACUUCAAUACAAGCAUUUUUCAAUCUGGUCCUUGGGCUGAUUUUGACCUGUUGGGCCCAGGGUGAUCUUGUUCACCAUACCAGAUGGACUGACAGGCAGACAGCAAAGAGUCCCUAAGAAUGGGGAAAUCUGAGGCUGGGGAGGAGCUGAGUGUGCACUGGGCUCAGCUUUGCUCUGAUAAGUUUAUCAAGCACUGCCGGCUGCUAACUGUCAGCCGGCAAAGUGGGCCUGUUAGGGAGGAGGAACAGCUCCCAGGGCAAGAUAGGACAGCCCAUGCCUUAUCGGAGUGCCUGAGCCAAAGAGGGAACUGGAGAGUGAGCACUUUCCAACCACUUCAUCUGAACAACAGACAGAUUGGCAGGAAAGGCCUGUCAGCCCUUUGCUUCUGCCACCCAGGCAUCAACAGGGAGCCCCCAUCCACACAAAUAACCUUGCUCUGUCUCUGAAGAUCUGGGUUGCAGACGUGGAGAGUUUAGCAGAAAGCAUUACGGAUCUGUGGAGCUUCUCAUAUCUAGCGAUGCUGAUGGAGCCAUUCAAAGAGCUGGACGGUUCCGUGUGGAAAAUGGCUCCUCUGGUGAGAAUACAGACUACACUCCUGGCACAUGGCACAGAACGGAUGUGCAUUUGGAAAACCCAGAGUAUCAUACAAGAUGGUAUUUCAAAUAUUUUUUAGGGAAAGGUAAUUAUUUUUUCGUGAAUGGAUUUAAGUUUUGAUCAAUGAAAACGCAAUGUAGCUUUUAAUUGCUAUUACUUAAAUAUGGGGAAAAAAGUAUAUUAUUAAAUUGGUAUCCAUUUUCCAUGCUGUACAGAAAACAAUUUCUUGUUUCACAUAUUUUUAACAUCAAGAUAGAGGGUUUCUGGAAAUGGCAGAAUCCCUGUUACCAAAAAGGGAUGUUUUGAAACUGUUGGCCUUUAAAGUGGUACAUAUCUCUUAGGGUUUUUAUACAUCUCUAUAUAAAUACAUAGUUACUUAGGUAGAUGAGUAUAUAUUUUUACAUCUGAAUACAUAUAUUUACACAUCUGUACACAUGUCUGUGUGUGCAAACGGGUGUGUGUGUCUUCUUUAUGGUUGAUAAUGCUUCUUGGUUUUCCCUAACAGUUCAUCAAAAUUACGUAGGUACAGAUGCAGAGAAGAACCCUUUCUUUCUGUCUGUUGUACUGUCUGACCAAAAUAAUCAGCGUGUUCCUCAAUACCAUGCAAUACUUUGGAGAAAAACUGGUACUCAGAAAAUAUGUCUCCCUUAUAGUCCCACAAAAACAUUAUCAGUGAAAUCUAUAUUAAGUGCUAUGAGUCUUGACAAAUUUGAGAGGAGCCCAAGGGAAAUCUUUCAUCCUGAGAUACAAAAGGACUUACUGGUUCUUGAAGAGCAAGAGGGAUCUGUAAAUUUUAAAUUUGGAAUCCUUUAUGCUAAGGAUGGGCAGCUUACAGAUGAUGAAAUGUUCAGCAACGAAAUGGGAAGUGAAAGCUUUCAAAGAUUUUUGCAUCUCUUGGGUGACACAGUUACUUUGAAAGGCUGGACAGGCUACAGAGGAGGACUGGACACUAAAAAUGAUACAACAGGAAUCUUUUCCAUCUAUACGGUUUUUCAAGGACAUGAAAUCAUGUUCCAUGUUUCAACCAUGCUACCAUAUUCUAGAGAGAACAAACAGCAGGUAGAAAGGAAGCGACACAUUGGGAAUGACAUUGUCACUAUCGUCUUUCAGGAAGGCGAAGAGUCUUCUCCAGCAUUCAAGCCAUCCAUGAUUCGCUCUCAUUUUACACAUAUUUUUGCCUUAGUGAGAUACAAUAAGCAGAAUGAUAGUUACAGGCUGAAAAUAUUUUCAGAAGAAAGUGUUCCUCUUUUUGGGCCUCCCCUUCCAUCCCCACCUGUGUUUACAAAUCACCAGGAAUUCAGGGAUUUUUUGUUAGUGAAAUUAAUAAAUGGGGAAAAAGCCACCUUGGAAACCCCAACAUUUUCUCAGAAACGUCAGCGCACUCUGGACAUGCUGAUCCGCUCUUUAUAUCAAGACCUGAUGCCUGAUCUACACAAGGUAAAUAACAUGCUCAACAGAAGAUCCUUCAGUGAUGUGUUACCAGAGUCACCAAAAUCAACACGGAAGAAAGAGGAAGCCCGGCAAGCAGAGUUUGUCCGACUUGGUCAGGCACUGAAAUUGAAAACCGCUGUGAAAGGGGAUGCGACAGCUAACUUGGCAACCACAAGCUUUUGUAAAAAGGAGCCUUGGGAAUCUCAGUCUUUCUGCAGUAAUUUUCCUCAUGAGGUUGUCUGUGCAGAUUCUUGGGGCCAGUCCUUGCUGGUUUCUACAGAUGCUGGCAUCUUGUUAAUAGAUGACGGUCAGCCAUCAGUGCAAGUAUUUGAUAAAACUCUCCAAGUAAAGCAGAUGCAUGUGCUGGAAACUCUGGAUCUUUUGGUUGCUCGAACAGACAAAGGCAAAGACUCUCGUCUCCUUGUCUUCAGACUCAGUGCUGUCCAAAAGGAUAUAGAAACAAAGCAAAUCAUAAGAAGCAAAUAUGACUGCAGAGAAAAUAAACUGGAGAGAACAAAAGGCUGCCAUUUGUAUGCCAUUAAUACUCACCAUGGGAGUGAACUGAGGAUUGUCGUGGCUAUUCGGAGCAAACUACUUCUCGUCACAAAGAAAUACAAUCCAUGCAACAGUUUAACUAGCAGCUCUCUGCUGUUCUCAUCUGAAUCUCCAGUAGAGGAGUUCCAGUACAUCCGGGAAAUAUGCCUUUCUGACCCUCCAGUGGUUAUGACGCUGGUGGAUGGACCUACUGGAGACAGUGACAAUAUGAUCUGUGUAGCGUAUCGGCAUCAGUUUGACUUAGUUAAUGAGAGCACUGGGGAGUCCUAUAGACUGCAUCACGUUGAAACAAACAAGGUUAAUUUUGUUGCAGCUAUUGAUGUAUAUGAAGAUGGUGAAGCUGGUUUACUGUUGUGUUACAACUAUGUUUGCCAGUACAGAAAGGUACAUCCUUUCAAUGGAGGUUCUCCACUGAUCCAGCCAUCAGCUUAUGACUUCCAUUUCAGCUGGAAUCAAGUUCCUUAUGCUGUUGUCUGUGCUUUCCCUUAUAUCCUUGCCUUCACUACUGAUUCCAUUGAGAUCCGAUUAGUGGUGAAUGGGAACUUAGUCCACACAGCAGUUGUGCCUGAGCUUCAACUUGUAGCAUCAAAGUCAGAUAUUUAUUUUAAAGCUACUGCUGCAGUAAGUGGAUCGUGUGACAGCAGUGCUAAGGAAAUGAGUUCAAGGAGCUCUCCUCAAACACCGACAGCUUAUGAAAUGCCAGAAAGUCCUCUUUCUUCUCUAGAAGGUGAAGUUCCAAGCAAAAAGCUGUACAAAAUUCCUCUCAGUAACCUGGUCGGGCGAAGCAUUGAAAGACCUCUGAAGUCACCUUUGGCUCCCAAGGUCAUCACUACUACAACCCCCAGUGGCACUCCCUCUAUGCCAGUUACUCACUCCCUAUCCUUAUCUCGUAUGGAAAUCAAAGAAAUUGCAAGCAGAACACGUAAAGAAUUGCUGGGCCUCUUGGAUGAGCCUAUACCCAAGACAGAAACUGCACAGAAGCAAAAAAAGGCUCCUCGAAGACAGUCAGACCCCAAGCAGGGAGCAGUAAGAUCCACCAGUAGUGACAGGAUAAUCUCAAGCUCUUUUGAAAGCUGUUCUGAAGGACGUCAUCCUUCCACUAGUUCGGAUCCAGAUACCUUGGCCAACAGGGAGGAGAGCUCACCAUCUAGCUGUCCCUUUCAGCCCAUUUCUUUAUAUGAUGAAGACAUCAUUGACUUGAAGUGAAGACAGUCUUAAAAGCUUUCCUCCUUACUUCACAUUUUCUUACAACUCUGUGAGCUCUGUGGGAAUGUCACAAACACUGCUUCUAGUGGUGAAAUGUGGCUGGAAGUAUUGAUGAUUCAUCUUUAUAGAACCCAUGUUGUUCUGGAUAGUUCAGCCUGACUUGGUGAUGCUUAUAUCUUUGACAUAGGUAUGUUUUGUCUUCUCAGUUAAUGAACCAUUACUUUUUGUGGAAUUCUAACAGUAGGUAAUUAAUGAGAGAUUUAGGCUGAAAAUGAAUAAAAAGUAUUACUUGUUCUGAGCUUCUUGUAAUUUGAAGUACCUGAGUGACAAGAGCUAAGUUAAUACUGUUAUUACUAUCUUCAGUUGUUUUACAACAGUGUGUGUCAUAAGGGAAGAGGAAUUUUACGACAUAAAUCACUCCUUUUGGUUUUCAAGCCUUUAAAAAACCAAACCAACCAAACCAAAGGCUUGCAGGCAAGGUCUUUCCAACCAGUCAGUCUGUCCUCCAAAUGAUGGAGCUGUGGUAUGUUCAGUGAAGAAUCAAGGAUGUUCUAUAAAGAUCAGGUAAGAUAAGAAGAUGCUGCUUCCUUUGCUCUGGCCUGUCCAUGCAUAUUUUUUAGAGAAACUUGAAAACUGUUUUGGUGUCAAGAGUCCUUGAACUGAGACUUUUUAUAGAAAACACAAACUCUCAAAAUAUUCUUUUAAGAAUUGGAAGUGAAAAAACCCCAAAACAACAAAAAAAAUACCCAACACCAAGCAAAAAACCCAAACCAAGUGCAUUUCUCCAUUUCCUGGAACACUGCAUUAGCUGUUGUCUGCUCUUGCACCAACAGCGUAAGUCAUUAUUCCAGGUAACUGCAUUUUUCUAACUGGAUCCAGAUGGAAAUUGCACUGCUAAGCAGCUAGUUUUCUAUGAUGAAACAGUCAUCUUAAAGAUUUUGUUACAUUAAAGGACAGGGUUUCAUUUUUAAAGCUUAUUAUUUUUCAGCCCUUUAUGCCAACAAUCUUAUUUUAAACCGUAUUUUGAAAGGGUUUGGGUUUGUUUCGGGGGGGUUUGUUUUUCCAUGAAAGAGUGAUGCUUCCAGGCUUUUAGUAUAUAUAGAAAGAUUUUACCUUUACUAGCAGGUAUUUCUUGUUCUAUAUGUAGAAAUACUUCUGUAUCCUUGACUUUAAUUUAUAAUACCAUUCCUGUGUCAUUUCACUUUCUUUCCAAGCAUGACCAUCUGGAGAUGUGUGCCUUUUGCUUCAGUCUGUCUGAAUGUAAAACUGUCUUUGCAAAGUAUUUUUUUGCCCAGAUUAUUGUGUAUAAUGGUUUAAUUGCUCCACCUAAGAAUAUACACAAUGCCUUAUCUGAAAGGGUCAUUUCUUACUCUCGGCUGGAGUGGCUGAUAAGGAAAGAAGCAAUAUUUUAAGCAGUAACUAAUCUAGAAGCAGAAACAGUAUUAACCAGUGGCUACUAUGAUUUUAGUGUUCUUGCACCCGUAGAUGUAUGGGGUGAACCUUAAUAAGCAUCUAAAAGGAAGUGCUAGCUCCAAGUCUUUACAAGAGCUUAUAACUUUGUGUGAGAAUGUUAUUGCCAGAGACCGUGCCUCAUCAGACGCCCAGGAGUUCUGUGCCUCUUGAUGUGAUGAACUGGCAUCCUCAGAACUAGCUUCUAACCACUGUUUCGCUCAAAACAUACUGUCUUAAAUACAUACCAUUGACUGCUAAUUCCAAUUAAAAAUGCCAGUGGGUAGUAUUGAUACAUAAGCUCUUGUGCACCAUUUAUAAAGGGCAAGGUUUUUAUGCAUCUAUGCAACCUCUCCUGCUUCGGACUGGUGUUAGAUGACAAGGCUUUCUGGAAGGCUGCUGGUGUGCACAGCUAUUGUUGUUGUUCACUCCAGCCUUAGAGCCAUGUUGCUUCCCUUCUGCUUUUCCAGCAUGUGCAUGCAUCUGCUCAUUAGAACUUAGGAAACAGUGUAGAUGGCACAAAUUGUAGCCAUGUCGACCCUAAACACAACCCUUCCUGCUUUCAUCUGUUAAAGCUGCCUUUAGCCUGCAUUCUCGAUGCUGGCUGACCAGCUCAUGGAUGGGAGGGCAGAUAACCUUUAAUUUACAGCUGUGUAAGAUGGGUGUUGUUCUAAUAGAGAGGAAUACUGAAAAAUCUUGCUACAGAUGGAUGGAAGAAAUCCUUUCCAUAAAGGAAGAACUGUUACCAAGUUGGACACUUGGUGUCAGGCUCAUCUGAAGGCCUAUUCUGGGCUCUUACAACAGAUAAGUUUCUGCAAGAAAUGUUUACUAUCCCAACAUGCUGGAUUUGUUGGAGGAGGCAGGGCUCUUAACCUCUUCUGGCUAAUGGGAUUGUCACCACUUCAGCACUGUGCCUUAGUCUGACUAAACAAUAGGAAUGUCAUUUGCUUUGGUGCAAGCAUUACAGGCAGUUUAUAGAGUGUACUCGUGCCUCCUUACCAGCAUGAGUAGUGACUCAUGGAAUCACAGAACAGUUGAGGUUAGAAGAGAUCCCUGCAAAUCAUCUAGUCCAGAACCCACACCUGUGCCCCUAGGCUGAAUGGAUGAAUGGGUACCUUCAGUUUCCCAGUUUGCAAGGAACAAGUAGAGCCUGUUUGGAUUAGGGAUCUGCCCUGCUUUGGGGCUGGGGUUGCUGUUUUCAGUUGGUUUCUUGGGCUGUUGGGGGAUGGCUUUGUUUGAUGUUUGGGUUUUACUAGGCCAGUCAACUGAAUCAAUACUUAAACAGUUCUUAAUAGAGCAGGACAGUAGCACCCAUGGGAAGUGUAACACUGCUUACAUAACCAGUUGCACAGGGUCCAGGGUGCUGCUCCUGCCAUUUACUUUCUGUUGGUCUGUGUCUCUCUGACCAAGCCACGGAUACAAACUCCUGCAUGUUUUCCUAAAGGUGUGGGUCUCUAAUUUGAGCAGCAGCUUUCCCAGAGCUGUUGGCUUAGUCUGCAUUUGAGAUACAGUAAAAACCAAAUCCAAAGGAUUAUAUAUAUAUACUUGUGUGUAUAUUUGUAAUUUUUACCACAAGUUUUAAGGGAUUAAAAGUCCUAAGCAUAUAUGGGAAUAUCGAGUAAUGUGAUCUUAUCACAUCUGCAAGUGAUAAGGUAUUUGAGAAUAAUUUUUGUUGCCUUCUCUGUAUGAAAAUGAGUACCACACUACUGUCAUUAUUACCAGUUUGAUGGCAUGGCUCAUACACACAAUGCUUGCUAAUUCGGUCAAAGCAGUGUUAUCUCAGAUAGGCUUAGCCUGAUUUUGUGGGGGGGAAUAAACUGUACUAACAGUACAGGAAAGCCCAUGUGACAGAAUGCAGCAAACAUCUGUACUUGCAUGCGGGUUAGAAAGUAUUUGUACUAGUUGAGCACAGCAGCUUCACCAGCCUGUACACUGCCUACCUGCUUCACUUGCUGCUGACCUGCAGCUGACUCCUGUUUGCCACUGGAAAUCAUGGCAUCAGCACACGAGUUAAAGAGCAAACUUAAGAGAUUAUUUUCUGCAUAUUGGUUUCAAGCUCUAUUAGGUAUUCACCUGGUUGAAUGGAAAAUGUUGUGUCUCUAAAGGUUUAUGCAAACAGUGUUAUCAACCUGGAAUGUCAGUUUUGACUAAGUCUUUGAAUGUCAGCAGACUGCUUUGUGAUUUAGUAAUUGCCUAUUGUUAAGACUGUUGCUACAUUUGUGACACAAUCUCUUUACCUCCCAUUUGUCUUAACUGCUGCUGUAUUACCAUUGGUUUUAAUGUCAUGUGACAGCGUGUACAGUUUGUGUUUCCAAAUAGAAACAGUCCUAUCACAGCUGGAA
Molecule: messenger RNA, 9296 nt
Organism: Neopsephotus bourkii (Bourke's parrot)
Lineage: Eukaryota; Metazoa; Chordata; Aves; Psittaciformes; Psittacidae
Gene: GARNL3
Product: GTPase activating Rap/RanGAP domain like 3
Exons: 28
Coding region: 2785-5505 (906 amino acids)
Biological process (GO): regulation of small GTPase mediated signal transduction; activation of GTPase activity
Cellular component (GO): cytoplasm
Molecular function (GO): GTPase activator activity
Source: RefSeq, a predicted model, not a curated record